AUGCCUGCCACCGAGGGCCAUGAGCAGGACCGAGAAUCGGAGCACCUUCUGGACCAGCUGAUUGAACUUGGGAACGGGCUGCUGGCGCAAGAAAACUUCGAAGAUGCUAUGGUGGCCUUCCACCAAGUUCUCGCAGCCAUGAAGCCGGAGGCCUCAGAAGGCUUGGGCAAAGAGGAGACGUACCAGAGGGUCAGCUGCAAGCCGGUGAAGCCAUCAACAUCUACAGUCUGCGCAAGACUUUGCCCCAGAGACUGCCACACCAGCGAGUGCAGAUCUAUGAAGCUGCAUCCACUCUCGCAGCAAAUCAAGGGAGUUCGAUGCUGGCCUUGCUUGGGCUUUGCCUGGCAUACCUUGGAAGCGGAGAGCUGGAGCUCUGUGUUGCAGCUGCAGGGGCUGCCAUCCGGCUGUCCCCGUCCCCGCCAUGGCAGGCCUUCUACGCUCGAGGAGCUGUAUUCCUUGAGAACAAAGACUUGA
Molecule: messenger RNA, 474 nt
Organism: Symbiodinium pilosum
Lineage: Eukaryota; Dinophyceae; Suessiales; Symbiodiniaceae
Source: the annotation of a GenBank genome assembly